AGCGCGCAUGCGCAGUGAAAAGGAAACUGCUGAAGCUCGUUUUGGUGGGUAUGUGAGGCUGAGUCGGUGCGGAUGAGAGAAAGAGAAAAAGGGAGAGAGAGAGAGCGAGUGCGUGCGUGCGUGUGAGGGAGGGAGUGAGAGAGAGAGUGAGAGUGAGUUUGGGGUCCACACUUUUGUCGGCCGCUGACCUGCGCGCGUGCCCUCGGAUAAAAGGGAGAGGAGAGAAAAAGGGGGGGAAGCGAAAGGCCUGGAAUGACGGGAGCGUCCGAAGAGCUGAUUUAAGUGAAUAGGCACAAAAGCAGGGGGCACCGCGCAGCCAGAGCAGACAGCCGAGCAGAAGCAGAGAUCACAAACCCAGCGGGAGGAGGCUCGGUCGUUGGAUUGCCCCUGAAAGAGUUUAAACCGUGUUGAGAGUGGAAAAGCUCACUUACUAGACAGAGAUGGCAGAUGCAGAUUUGGACUUCACGACAGGUGAUGCUGGUGCUUCUGCCACCUACCCCAUGCAAUGUUCUGCCCUGCGCAAGAACGGGUUUGUCGUGCUCAAGGGCCGACCAUGCAAGAUUGUGGAGAUGUCCACUUCCAAGACUGGCAAACACGGUCAUGCAAAGGUCCACAUGGUUGGCAUCGACAUCUUCAGUGGCAAAAAGUAUGAGGAUAUCUGUCCCUCAACCCACAAUAUGGACGUUCCUAACAUCAAGAGAAUGGACUAUCAGCUGAUUGGCAUACAGGAUGGCUACCUGUCUCUUCUUCAGGACAGUGGUGAAGUCAGAGAAGACUUGAAAAUGCCUGAGGGUGACCUGGGCAAAGAGAUAGAGGGCAAGUUUGAUGCCGGAGAGGAGAUCCUGAUCACUGUCCUGUCUGCAAUGAAUGAGGAGGCUGCAGUGGCCAUUAAAGCCAUGGCUAAAUAAAACACAGCAGAUGUGGGCCUUUACAAAAAAAAUCUAUAUUCCCAGGUAUUGGCAAGAUGCACUGGACCUGGAAAGAAGGAGAGAAUUACACCUCAGCAAUGCUAUUCUCCCUCUUUUUCUCUUUAUUUUUCAUUCUUUAUUUGUUUCUCUCUCUCCCUCUCUGUACUUUUUAGCCUACUUUUGGGUUGAAAAACUAGAAAGAAAAAAAAAAAAAGAAUAAAUAAUUGGAAAUUGUUGUAAGCAGACAAGAAUCUCUGUAAAUAUACUGAAUAUACAUUAAUCAACACUAUUUUGAAUGUAUAUAAUAGAGAAGAAAGACAGAAUGACAAACAUGCUAUGGCUAUCUCUCUAGCCUUAAGCACUGUAAUAGCAGAGGGCUUUGCCCUCCUGCAGAGGCAUCUCAUAUUUACGAGUAUGUCUUUUCAUUUUGUCUUGCUUGGAGUUUUAUUUCUUUUUCGGAAUAUUUCCAUCUGUCCCAGUUCCACCCCUUUCAUACAUUCUUUGCCACUUUCAAUUGGGAUCUCAAGUACGUAGCUAAACCUGCGUUUAGUGACUUAUUUUAUUACAGAUUGCAGCGAAAGCCACAUUCUGCAGUAAAAGACAGGAGCGAAGGCCGUGUGGAGUAGGCCGUGGUGUAAUCCCUUCGCUGGAGGAGGGCUAAGUCAACUACUUUUACCUCACAAUAGUCAAAAUACAAAGGAUACAGGUUGAGUUGCCACCUCAACACAGACAGAUAGAAAGAUAGAUUUAGACCCAUUACACAUUAUAAUAAGGAGCAUCACAUAGAAUUGUGGGUUCAGCAAGUCUUCAGAACUACACUAAAAGGGUUACAGAAAAGGAGAUUCAGCUAGAAAAUAAAAUAGUAUAAAUGAGUAUAGUGUGCAUAUGGUUUGGCCUCAGUAUGUUGUUGGGCUUAUAAUGAUGAAAUGACAUCCCAUCAUUGUCAUACAUUUACAUCCCAGCCACGUAGACUGUCGGUCAAAUGAGACUGUACUGACAAAGGUUACACUUUGAAUUCAUUUUAUUUUAUUGUUUGGUAGGCUCAGAUAUUGAGCAUGGUGUCAAAACCAUUUCUCAUUUCACUUUCAUAUAUGAGCAAAACAUCUGUUUGUUCCAUGACUGUGAUAAACAAUUUGUAUAAAACCAAGAGAAUCCCUCAGCCCAACAUUAAAAAGAGCACAUGAACCUUGCCUUUUUGUUUUUAGUGUCUGAGGGGGAUUCAUCGGUGCAGCACAGCUACAUGCUGUCAUUGUUUAGAAUUAUUGAAGCCCUUGAUGGAAACAAGCAAAUAUUCUGUAUUAAAUUAAAAAGAGCUGUAUUUAAAACUGUUUUUUUUUAUUGAGUAACAUUUCUUCUUUUGAAACUGUAGCUAUGGCAGAGUCUUAAAUAAAAUCAAGCAGUUACAUCUG
Molecule: messenger RNA, 2317 nt
Organism: Astyanax mexicanus (Mexican tetra)
Lineage: Eukaryota; Metazoa; Chordata; Actinopteri; Characiformes; Acestrorhamphidae
Product: eukaryotic translation initiation factor 5A-1
Exons: 7
Coding region: 441-908 (155 amino acids)
Biological process (GO): positive regulation of translational termination; positive regulation of translational elongation
Molecular function (GO): ribosome binding; RNA binding; translation elongation factor activity
Source: RefSeq, a predicted model, not a curated record